Laccaria bicolor S238N-H82 is the source of this 507-nucleotide messenger RNA. RefSeq lists its product as uncharacterized. Bases 127 to 507 code for a protein of 126 amino acids. The transcript has 2 exons. NCBI's taxonomy places the organism in Eukaryota, Fungi, Basidiomycota, Agaricomycetes, Agaricales, Hydnangiaceae. The record is from RefSeq and is a predicted model, not a curated record.
UCGUUGAAUCUGUUUAUAAUUAUAGUGAUGUUAUGAUACAUAAAUCAAAUAACGCUGCUCAUCGCUCGGCAAGCAAGGAAAAGAAGAAAAGGGAAAGAGACCGACAACUUGAAUCAAGCCUACCCAAUGAGAAGCCGCAGAGGAACAGGCUUCCCCUCAGCUUGCCCUAAGCCCGUUGCUGUUUCUCAAUGCUCUAACAUCACGCCACUAAUCGUUGAUGUAACACUUCCCCUUCUCCUGAGUACGAUUGUAAGCGUGUCACUGCACAGAGGUUGGCAGUCCGACAAACUCACUCAAUAUCACAAAAAACCCACUAGAUUAGAAUGCGAGGGGUUGGUUCAGAAUGUUCAAGCUUUUGAUUCACUCACUUUUUCCACUUUUGAACCCAUUCACCACGUUCUAAAUGAACGACCGAUUGAUGGGACCCUUGUCAAGUGCCAACAUCGGCGGCUUUACACCUUUACGCGAAAGCUUGAGGGUGCUGGGGUGUCUGACUUUUCUGCUUAA